AAAGUUGAGGGUGAAGUAACCAUGGCAGCGCUUCAUGCAAAUGAUCGCAAUACGUGUCUGGGAUGGCAGAUAAAAGAGGAACCGAAAUGAGAAGCAAACUAUCUGGGGGAACCAAAUCGUGUCAGAUUGGGAGAGCGCCGGCGUGUAAAGAUGCCACGGACAUCUGCGUGACAUAAAGCCCCCCCAGCACCACCUGCCGCCCCGAUCAUUCACCUCCAACUCGGACCUUUCUGGGUAAAUACGGAGUUAGAAGAUUGGGAAAAUGAAUAUCAGCAAUCUCGGUGAAGAAGGACUGAACAAGCUGUCAAAGAUGCUGGACAACUGCGGUUGUGGAUGGAGGCAGUUGGCCAGCGCGGCGGCGGAGUACCCGCAAUUCCGCUGCAGUGAAAAGGAGCUGACCAGCUGCUCCCUUCAGGUGCUGAAAGCUGCAGGCAGUCCUGCGCGCAUUCUUCUGGCUUGGUUAGCUGACCGUGGCUGCUCCGUGGACUUCCUCCUGCACUGCCUGAGGAAGAUGGACCACCAGGAAGCUCUGCAGUUCCUCACCACCACAGUGUCAGAGCAGAUUAGGAUCACUGUGCAGCCGCAGUCUCAGCAGGCCUCUCUGGGGAGUCGGGUGGUGCUGACAUGCAUGGCCUCUGGACCUCCUGAACUCAGCUACCAGUGGUUCAAAGGCAAAGAGGAGAUUUUACAUGAGACAGGAAAUACGCCUGAGUUGGUUCUGUGUCCUUUGGGCCCAGCCCACCAGGGUCACUACAUCUGCAGGAUCAACCACGGAGAAAAAUGCAUCUUCUCCACGUGGGCUCAUGUACGACUGCUUCACUCUGCAGGUUCCAGUCCAGCUUGCAGUACUCUGUUCCCGGGCUCAGUGAGUGGACUGCAAAUCAGCCAGCAGCCCCAGUCCCAAGCGGCAUCUGAAGGGGACGUUUUGGUGCUGAAGUGCAAAGCAGAGGCUAACCCCCCUCCUCAGUAUGAGUGGUAUCACAACAAAAUGCCCAUACCACAGCAAAAAGCAUCCUCCCUCAGGAUCCCAUGUGUGACCACAGAGCACAGAGGGGAGUACAGGUGCAAGGCGUUUAAUUUGUACCACGAGGUGUGGAGCGACACAGCAACCGUGACCAUUGGCCUGAGUUCAGUCACAGAUGCAUCCUGGGUAGAAGCUAAUCGCGGGUUAGACUCACAAGAAGGCAAGAGGCCGACACCCGGAUCAGGACUAAAUCCAGUGCAGCAGAUGGCCUGUCCUCCCUCAGCAGCAGCCAAGAAUUUCUAUGCUACAGACAAAGUCGCUCUGCUGAUCGGCAACAUGAACUACCUCCACCACUAUCAGCUGAGUGCUCCCAUUUCUGACGUCCACGAGCUGACCAACCUUCUCAGACAGAUGGACUUCAAAGUGGUCUCCCUGCUCGACCUCGACCGGCAGGAGAUGAACAGUGCUGUUACCGAGUUCCUGUUGCUGCUCGACAAGGGAGUCUACGGGCUGCUGUAUUUUGCCGGUCAUGGCUAUGAGAACUAUGGCAACAGUUUCAUGGUUCCCAUCGAUGCCCCAGCUUCCUACACAUCAGAGCACUGCUUGUGUGUGCAGAGCAUACUGACCAGGAUGCAGGAGAAAAAGACUGGACUCAAUGUGUUCCUGCUGGACAUGUGUCGCAAAAGAAACCUAAACGAUGAAUUGAUCGUACAGCCAGGAACCCUCAAAGUCACAGCCAAUAUAGUUUUUGGUUAUGCCACAUGUGUUGAUGCUGAAGCUUAUGAGGUGAAGAGAGAAGACGUGUCGAACGGGAUCUUCAUAAGCUUUCUCAAGCAGCGCGUGUGUGAGGAUGUGAAGGUCACCGUCAUGCUGGACCGAGUCGCUGAAGACAUGGGUCGCUGCGCGAUUACAAAAGGGAGGCAGGCUCUGGAGCUGCGCAGCAACCUGUGUGAACGACGUUCCCUCACAGACCGGAUCCAGCCAUCCGACAGUUCGGCAUCCGACUCAGCCCGGAAUCUGCAGUGGGCCGUCGCUCAUGUCCUGCCUGAGAGUCGCUGCCUCAACUUUGACUGCGGGGUGAAGGUCCAGCUGGGUUUUGCCGCAGAGUUCUCCAACAUCAUGGUCAUCUACACUCGGAUACUUGAGAAACCUGCAGAAAUAGAUUCCUGCUGUGCUCAGCUCACAGACUUCCCACAGGAAGUGGACGUUGACCUGAAGAGGAGUAACCAGGAGACUCUGUUUGAAGCCGGCUGUUUACUGCUGAUUAAGGAGGAACUUCCUUCACCGGAGGCCCAAAGUCUUUACACGCGCAUCCGCAGUCUGCAGAGACUCAGGACGGACCUCACCUUUACCGUCUGCCUUCAUUACACGUAUUCCAACAUGGACGAAGAGGUACAAGAGCGGCUGCCAGUGACAGUGGGCAGACCCCUGGUCUCCAAACUGAAUCUCCACGAACCUCGAGCGUCUCGUAGCUCCUCAGCCUACCUGUGUCCCAGCCUCGAUUCCGUCAACUACCCGGAGAGCUCCUCCUUUGCCUCCGUCGAUUCUGCCUCAAACACAUGGCUGUACUGUGAACAAAGCAGCAGCAGCAGAGUUUCCCACGCCGACUCUGUGACUUCAUCCAGGAGUGCCAACGUACCAGAGGAGACGGACAGUCCGGGAAUAUUUGAUUCACCUCAACCUCUCACUACCAGCAAAAGCUUGCCCCACAGUCAAGUCAAUGACAUUACCUACAAAUUUAGUGACAUGUACAACUUCCAUUCUUUCUGAGUAUCGUACUCUAUGGAUUAUUUCCAGGUUUUCCUAUGCAUAUAAAAAAUUCAGACUAUUUUAGGCUGACCUUGUUUUGUUUUUUUUAAGUAUAAACAAUAACUUAAAAUGCAUGAUAGAGACUAAGUUAAAAAUAUGUUGUCUUAAUCACUGUAUGGUUUAAAUCACAAGUGUUCUCAAUUACAAAAUAUUUAUGCUGCGCUGUAACAUUUAAAGGUUGAUUGAAAAGAAAUCAGUGAAUGCUUUAGGGCUGAGCUUACUGCUGACUGCAUACAGUGUACACAAUGCAUAAAAAUUACUUUGAUCAUAUUGCACAUUGUUAAACUCAGAUAGGUUUAGCAAAGCAUUUUAUAAUGUGAACUAAAACUAAGAACAUGCCUGUGUUUUGUAUAUGAUAUAUUUGAAAAGCAAUAUAUAAAAAAUAUAUAAAAUGUA
Molecule: messenger RNA, 3169 nt
Organism: Fundulus heteroclitus (mummichog)
Lineage: Eukaryota; Metazoa; Chordata; Actinopteri; Cyprinodontiformes; Fundulidae
Gene: malt2
Product: MALT paracaspase 2
Exons: 17
Coding region: 263-2734 (823 amino acids)
Biological process (GO): proteolysis
Molecular function (GO): cysteine-type endopeptidase activity
Source: RefSeq, a predicted model, not a curated record